Molecule: messenger RNA, 666 nt
Organism: Symbiodinium natans
Lineage: Eukaryota; Dinophyceae; Suessiales; Symbiodiniaceae
Source: the annotation of a GenBank genome assembly
AUGGCGGCCUCGAAACCAGAUCUGCUGCCGGUGUACCUGAACGUUUACAAUGUUUCAAACUACGAGUCCGUGAAGGUGCUUAAUGCAGUGUUUGCCCACCUGUGGGCACCAGUGAAAUUUGGUGGAGUAUUUCACGUUGGAGUUCAGAUUGGCGACAUCGAGUGGUCGUACGGCAAGACUCUGACAGCAAGUCGGCCAGGGGUGAUUGGCUUGCCACCCCUCAGCGACACCAAGCACAGUUUCCGUGAAUCCAUCUUUAUGGGCCACACGGAGAAAACCAUGGAGGCGAUCAACGCCAUCCUCCGCGACUUGGUGGAGGAAUUCCCAGGGUAUCAAUAUGACGUGUUUCGGAAGAACUGCAACCAUUUUGCAGACAGUUUGUGUGAGCGUUUGCACGUGUCAAGAAUGCCCGAGCACAUCAACCGAUUCGCCCGCAUUGGGGCUUCUGCAGAAGGCUUUGUCCAAGACAACUUCGGCAGUUUCAAGCACAGCUCCUGGGCACACAUUGUGCCCAGCUCCCUGGCCUCUUGCAUUGGAGGCAGUGAGAAGGCACCACCAGUCCGAGAGAAGUUCGGCCGUUAUACGGUGCCCAAGCUCGCCAAGAAAACGUUCCGCGUCCCUGGCGCGGUGCUUGUUACAGCCAACAUGGAAGUGGCACCCCUUUGA